CUGGACGUCAGACUUUAGUCCUGUUCGUCUGCUAUGGGGUUUGGCGACGAUCCUCCCCAGGUUUAAGCGAUCCUUGUCGAAUCCUAUAAAAGAGUAGACACGGACAGUUACAGCCCGCCAAUGGCAGCAAGAGAUGGGAGGUCGGAGAGCUUCAGUCCGCCACAGUAGCAUGCUAUCCGACGAGAUUAUUCGCACGGCAUCUCCAAUCCAUCACAACCUGUUACGAUAAGAAAUCUCACAUGACAUAGUCUCAGAGAGUAUCCGAAAGGCCCUUUGGCUCCAUGUGGUCCUAUGAUCUUUAGUGGGUGUCUGGAGAGAGCUCCGCUCUCUCCUUCUGAUGUCCCGACGCCGAACAUGCAAGGCAGCGUUCUGUGGACAGCUCAGGUCCGAUGCCACGUCUUGGGCCUAAUGGAAGAUGUAUCUAGGUUUCAAGAGACAACGCCUCAGAUUAGCAUUAAUUUUGUAUUCUAGAAUCGUCCUAUUAUCGCACUUUCCGUUCAUACAACUCGCUCUGCAUUGUUCGAUAUUGCCACUCCUUGACCACUUUAUUACGAGAGAAACUUGUAUACACAACACCACCAUAUCAUAUACUCGUGGACAACUGGAAACAAAAUAUGUCAGUGCAACCCACUGAAACAUCUGUCUUGCCUGAGCAAGUAGACAAGAAAAAAGAGCGCAAUAGUCCCCUUCGCUCUGUACUUGCUGGCUCAACAGCCGGUGCAGUUGAAAUUGCUAUCACCUACCCUGCUGAAUUUGCAAAAACUCGAGCACAACUCAAUCAAAGAUUAGUACAAGGUCAGAAGCUACCUUGGCCAAAAUUUGGUGGAGAAUGGUAUGCUGGGUGUACCACGCUGAUCAUUGGAAAUUCGAUCAAAGCUGGCGUUCGAUUUGUGGUAUUUGACCAGAUUAAAGAGCUACUUCAAGAUGCAAAUGGCAAUCUUUCAGGCCCCAGAACCGUUGUAGCGGGCUUGGGCGCCGGGGUCUUCGAAUCAGUCCUAGCCGUGACUCCGUUCGAAAGCAUCAAGACUACUCUUAUUGACGAUCGAAAAGCAGCCAAACCCCGUCUUCGGGGGUUGUUCCACGCUGUUCCCAUAAUCGCCCGCGAGCGUGGCAUUGCUGGAUUUUAUCAGGGUCUAGUCCCCACCACGGCGAGGCAAUCCCUUAACAGUGCAACGCGGUUUGGCUCCUAUGGAGCAUUUAAACAGAUGGCACUGUCUUACAAAGAAAAAGGGGAGAAACUUGGAAGCGUUGUGACAUUUGCGAUCGGCGGCGCGGCGGGAGUCGUCACAGUAUAUGUUACGCAGCCGGUGGAUACGAUAAAGACGCGGAUGCAGAGCAUUGAGGCCAAAACACUCUAUAAGAGUAGUCUGCACUGUACGAAAAAGUUAGUUCAAGAGGACGGAGUGUUUAAGCUGUGGAGUGGAGCGGUGCCGAGACUUGCGAGACUGAUCUUUAGUGGUGGUAUUGUAUUUUCGAUGUAUGAAAAAAGUAUGGCUAUGUUUGAAAAAGUGGAUCCUGAAGGGGUAUAUAUUUAAAAUGUCUUAAUAAAUAUUCGUCGAC
Messenger RNA from Pseudogymnoascus verrucosus, 1560 nucleotides. RefSeq lists its product as uncharacterized. Bases 615 to 1535 code for a protein of 306 amino acids. The record is from RefSeq and is a predicted model, not a curated record. NCBI's taxonomy places the organism in Eukaryota, Fungi, Ascomycota, Leotiomycetes, Thelebolales, Thelebolaceae. The transcript is spliced from 5 exons. Gene Ontology annotation, biological process: mitochondrial citrate transmembrane transport.